GUGAAGACCUGGACCUUGCGCCAUGGGCAGUCCUGGAACUCGCAGGCGACGCCCGUCGUGUCCUCCAAGCGGGAGACGGAGGACUUUACCCUGCGAAUCAAGCCAGGCCACUGGUUGUGUGAGCCCUGCCUCUGGACGGACUGGCGUUACCUUGGCCAGGCCGUCGCCGGGUCCUCCGCGAGCCUCCUCUGUUUGAACCAAUCGCAGCUUCUGCACAUCACCGCCGGGCACGCCGAUAUCUCUGCAGAGCUGGUGAUCCACGCCCGACUCUUCCUGAAUGCGCUGAACGACAUCCCAGUGGAGGAGCUGAGUGACGUGCAACGUGUCUUGUGA
Messenger RNA from Symbiodinium necroappetens, 333 nucleotides. NCBI's taxonomy places the organism in Eukaryota, Dinophyceae, Suessiales, Symbiodiniaceae. The record is from the annotation of a GenBank genome assembly.